GUCAAAGACACACAAAUCUCUGACUACAUCCAGGACCUCGUACAGCCUCCAAGUCUCACCUUACCAUAACUGGGGGGGUUGAUCACGCAACUAAAACUACACGGGAUUGUGCCUGCCAAGCCGCAAGUCAAUCUGUCAACCCGCGUCGCGCAUCCCCCAUUCCGUGCCUUCCCCACACCUUUGCACAACUAAACGCGCAUGCGCCCUGAGCUCCUCCACGGCGCUGAGACCAGCAAUGGCUCUAAGGCGCAAUACUAUGCGGCUCUCGGCAGUCUCAUUUGGUGGGUGAUCGUUUGGAGCGUUUGUGGAAUCGGGUUCACACAAUUAUUCCGCUACUACUGGAGAAAACCCCAGCCGGCAGCAUGCCUUGAGAUGAAAGAGGAAGACGUGCCUCACGUUACCGUCAUUCGACCUGUCUCUGGCCUCGACCCCCGCCUGUACGAGUGUUUAGCAUCGAGCUUGCGCCAGACUUACCCCAAGCGCAAGAUUGAUAACGUCUUCUGCGUCGCCAGGCGCUCGGAUCCCGCCUUCCCUAUCCUCGAACGUCUCGUGCGCGAAUUCCCGGACGCCAAUGUACACAUUACGGUCGAGGAGGAGGAUCCGCUGCUUAAGAAGGACAGAAAAGCGCUUGGACCAAACCCCAAGAUCAGAAAUAUGAGUCGAGCCUAUCGAGAAGCCAAGGGCGAGGUCGUAUGGAUUCUCGACUGUAACGUCUGGGUCGGGAAAGGUAUUGGUGCUCGCUUUGUCGAUCUGCUAUAUGGAUACAGCAAGGAUAAGGGAGGGCAAGCGAAGACAAAAUUCAAAUUUGUGCACCAGACACCACUAACAGUGGAUCUGGACUCGCAGAGCUUGACUUUGGAAGAGCGUAAGGAGCUGCUGGGUGGACAGCCAGAAGAACGUCAGGACAGCACAGCAGCCGCCGCCAGCUCCUCAUCGAAAGCCUCCAGCAGCGCCUGGAAGCGGCUUUUGCAGCGUGGUGGCGGACGUUUUGACGAAGCCUUUAUGUCCUCUGCGCACGCGAAGUUCUACCAAGCUAUCAAUACCGUCAAGGUCGCGCCCUGCAUCAUGGGCAAGAGCACGAUGUUCCGUCGCUCGCAGCUCAACUACGUUACCUCUUCAAACCCCAAGUAUGCACCUGGCAUCGACUUCUUCUCCGAUAAUAUCUGCGAAGACCACCUUAUCGGCGACGCACUAUGGAAGCAACCGCAAGCAUUCGAGAAAUGCGGCUACAAGCCUGCGCCAGGUGAGAAGAAGGAGAAGUGGGGGAAGCAUGAGAUGCUAUUCGGUGACUUCUGCUUCCAGCCUAUAAGUCACACGUCUGUGGCUGCGUACCUGGAUCGUCGUAUACGCUGGCUGCGAGUCAGGAAGUAUACGGUGACCCUGGCUACAUUUGUGGAGCCCGGCACGGAGAGUAUGGUCUGCGGUGUAUACGGUUCAUAUGCACUGACCACACUACCGUACUUCCGCACAUUUAUCAGCCCGACCUGGACCUCAUUUGCUUUGAUUUGGCUGCUGCACAUGGCUGCUUGGUGUUUGGUAGACUACGUACAGUACCUCCUCUUGCACUCUGCCAAGACUGUGGAGAUCGACAAGGAUACUCCAGACUUUGUUCUGCCUCAGCGAUCGAACGCCGCUUACCGCCGCGAAGAAGCAUCGAAGCCUUUACUUGCUGACAAGACGAGUGCUCAGCCAAGUUUACUUGACGGCAAAAGGAGGAACUUCCGGGAGUUCUUGUUCGCAUGGCUUGGCCGGGAGUUCUUUGCCCUGCCGAUCUGGGUCACAGCCUUCUGGGGCGGUGCGACAGUCGAGUGGAGGGGCAAGAAGUUCUAUGUGGGUCUUGACACCAAGGUGCAUGAGAUUGCAUCCAAAGAGCAAAAGACACCCUCUGCAGAUGAUGGCAAGGCCAAGAAGUGAGAUGAUCCCUGACUUAGGUCGGCUCACGAUAACAACAGUUGUUUAGAUUCGCAUAGCGUUUGCAUAUGAUAUCCUAGGUCUUGCAUUUCCGUAUCAGCUCUCACGCGUCAAGCAUUACAGUCAACUCGACUGCUGUCUUUCACCAUUUCUUCAGACGGUCCUCAUAAUCUCCCCGUUCUCCUCAGCUGCAUCAUCGAUAUCGCGCACCCAGUCUAUAUCUUCGCGACUCAUACGUUUCUAACGGCGUUCGGUAUGUAGGUCUAUCGCUCCCGAUCUUGCAAGUGUGAUCCAGAUCG
Messenger RNA from Didymella exigua CBS 183.55, 2210 nucleotides. RefSeq names its product glycosyltransferase family 21 protein. Lineage: Eukaryota; Fungi; Ascomycota; Dothideomycetes; Pleosporales; Didymellaceae. The transcript has 2 exons. Gene Ontology annotation, molecular function: ceramide glucosyltransferase activity. Gene Ontology annotation, biological process: glucosylceramide biosynthetic process. The record is from RefSeq and is a predicted model, not a curated record. The coding region runs from base 199 to 1914 and encodes 571 amino acids. Gene Ontology annotation, cellular component: membrane.